Messenger RNA from Mercenaria mercenaria, 3321 nucleotides. Its product is annotated as zinc finger protein 341-like. Lineage: Eukaryota; Metazoa; Mollusca; Bivalvia; Venerida; Veneridae. Bases 63 to 3062 code for a protein of 999 amino acids. Gene Ontology annotation, cellular component: nucleus. The transcript has 14 exons. The record is from RefSeq and is a predicted model, not a curated record.
UUACCUCCCUUUGGUACGAGGCGGCGCACGAAAAUCAUCACGGCGUUGCACUUUACGUGGAAAUGGCACACUCACUUUUUGAUUCGCUUUCAGAGCCGGGAUAUUGCAUAGUGCUUUGGAAUAUGUCAAAUAUUGAGAAUCAAUCAGCCAUUCAGUCAAUACUGGACACACACAAUGUCACAGAAACAAACACAGCACAGGUUGAAGAUGAAGAUGUUUUUCAAUGUGGGAAAUGCAAGAAACAGUUCUCCAAUCUCAGUUUAUUUGUGGGCCACAAGCAGACAAGAUGUACACCAAUAGCUCCCCGACCUACCUUACAGAAUACAGCAGUUAUACAGGGUCUCGGCAACAGUGCUUUCACAGCCACAGCACCUCAACAUGGCAUCAGGACACAACUACCACAGAAUUCAGCAGCAGGUUUCAGUACAGUGAACCAGACACCAUUGAACCAGCUGACCAACAGUAUGGUACUGACAGAUGACCAGAUGUUAACUUUUAGUGAUAUAACCCAGACAGUACAGAAUGGUAUCAUCCAAGGUUCUACACUACAUUUGGGACCUGGGAACACAGUACAGACCAAUGGCUCCUUUCUGUCACCUGUGACACAGCUGGCGCCACGAGCAACAAAUAAUGUCACCAUCCUGAGUGCCAUACAACCCACCACCUCUCUGUCAGCGUCCAAUGGGUCUGCCUUCACCAGUACUGCCUCGGUGAACAACCUUCAACCCCUAGUACCUCAACAACAACUACAACCAGUAUUCUCAAUCACAGCAUUGCCUGAGAAACCUCAAAAUAUGCACAUCAUCAAACCUAGCCCUACUAAAGCAGCCAGAAAGUCUGCCCAGGCCUCAGCAUUAAAUGGUGGUGAGACAGACCACUCGGGAUAUACCGACGACGGUAAGAAGAAACUUGUAUGUACAUACUGUGGAAAGGUGUUCAUGAAGAAUUUUGAUCUACAGCAGCAUAUUAGGUCACACACUGGUGAAAAGCCAUUUCAAUGUGUUGUUUGUGGACGAGCAUUUGCACAGAAAUCCAAUGUGAAGAAACACAUGUCCACACAUAAGGUGUGGCCAUCAGGACCUUCUGGUAGCACAUUGCCGGUGCAGCCUCCAGCUAUGUUAGUUCCUGUAGAAGACGAAACAGAGAAAUCCUCCCCAGCAGAAACAAGUGACACACCAGAGCAACAAACAGAGAAUGAUGUUGAACCAGAGAGCCCGGAAGGUCGACAAGCUGACAAGGAGAAAAAGCUACUGAAGAAAGAGCAGUACAAACUUAAAGUCGUCAUAGAUAAUUCCUACAUGUGUCAAUACUGUCCAGAGAAAUUCAAGUCUUACUAUCAACUCAAGUCACACAUGGUCAAACAUAAAAGCUUCCAGGUAUAUAAGUGUGUGGUCACAGAGUGUGGUCAGACAUUUCAGGACAUGGAGACAUUUUUAGACCAUACUUCCACACACAACGAGGAUAUAACAUACAGAUGUCAUCAGUGUUCUAAAGUAUUCUCCACGUUGUACGAGCUAGGGAUACACCAGUACUCUCACAGUCUGUACCAGAAUCCUGGCAAGUCAGGACCAUGGCAUUUUCAGUGUACAAUGUGUAUGAGCAAGUAUGCCACGCCUGAGGCUCUACAACAUCAUAUGAGUACAACUAGUCAUGAAUACCCGUGCCCUCAUUGUCAGAAAAACUUUACAUGUGAACGAUUCCUCAGGAAGCAUCUUGCAUCACAUGGAACGGAAAACCAGUAUGAAUGUAGCGUAUGCCAGAAAAAUUUAAAGACAGAACACUACCUCAAGAAUCAUAUGUUGAUCCACACGGGAGAGAAACCGUACGAGUGUGAGACCUGUGGUGCUGCAUUUAAUCGUAAAGAUAAACUGAAAAGACAUAAUCUUAUACAUGAUGCUAAAGUGAAGUACAAGUGUCCAUUUAAAGCAGUUUGUGGCUGUACAAAGGAAUUUUGCAGACCAGAUAAAUUAAAGGCGCACUUGAUAACACAUAGUUCUGUGAAACCGUACUCCUGUGAUAUAUGUGGUAAAGAUUUUGCUCGCAAACCUCAUUACAACGAGCAUAUGAGGGGACAUAGAAACGAUUAUCCCUACAACUGUGAAAAGUGCAAGCGAGGAUUCUUCAGGCCAAAACUGUUUAAAGAACAUAAAUGUGAGGACGCAAAUGGUCAGUUGAAAAAGAAAAGAUUAUUCCAGCCUCGAAGAGUUAAAAGAAAACCUGGAAGACCUCGGAAAGUUAUGAAAACAGACAAUCGUGAUAAUAAAGGGUCUAAAAGUAUAUAUUUAGAACAUGGUAAGGGAACGUUCUUGAUAGAGAAGCUGGAGAUUGUACCAAAAGACAAAGAAAAACAAGAAUUAAGUGAUAAAGAAACAGUUUCACAAUCAGAAAUUGAGACAGAAAAUGAUAAUGGUGAAAACUCAAAUAAUGCGAGUGAAGAGCCCAUAGAAACUUUGGAAGAGACACAAGAGAAUGUUGCUAAUGUGGAAAAGGAACAAGAAAAUGAAGAUGAAAAUAGAACUACAGAUGGUUCAGAUACUGUUGCUGUUGAAGAAUCUGAAAAUAUGAAUGUUUCGAAGAAACCAAAACCUGAAUGUUAUGUAAAAAUAUCUCCAACUCUAGUGCCAGUGUCAAUGGUUGAACGUUAUGUUACCGUGCAGUUAACGACAACAAAUGGAGGAGAUGGCGGGGAAAUUCAGACACAACUUAUUCCUGCCUCAGAAAUUGGGGGUCAGAUACAGUUUGCUACUCCAGUUCCAGGUCUACAAAUUUCACCAUCGUCAUCGGCAACAACCUUUCAUCCUAUUCAAAUCAUUGAAGGUCAACCAAUGACCUUGACUGUAUCCCAAGGUGACCAUUUGGGAGAUAUAGGGGUAGGAGAAUCAAAUGUAAUAGAUAUUCCUGUAGAUAUUGUGACAGUAUCGAAUGAUGAAGCUAUGCUAUGCACUCAGGAAGUGACCAAUGAUGGUGAUGCAUCAGAACAAACUUAUGGCACACUAGUCAACUAUGCUCCAGACCAUCUUAUUAACUCUUCUGUUGAAAUUUUAGGACCUGAAAAUAUGUAAAAUUGUCAUAAACUUAAAAUCUAUUGUAUCCUCUAUAGAAGAGUAUGACAAAAUCAUUUCAUCUUAGAAAAGAAUCAAACAGCGGACAUAAUAACUUUGGUUUAAAAUCAAAAUCUUUACAGUUAUAUAAUAAAACAUUUAAAGCUUUUAAUGCUUUACCAAUCAAAUGUUCUUGGUUUUUUAUACUUCUUUGGUUUAAAACAAAACUCCCUGUGUAGUUGAACAAUGUACCAAGAUAAUUAAAACAAUCUACAACUUC